Molecule: messenger RNA, 2236 nt
Organism: Alternaria rosae
Lineage: Eukaryota; Fungi; Ascomycota; Dothideomycetes; Pleosporales; Pleosporaceae
Product: calcium channel subunit Mid1
Exons: 2
Coding region: 200-2188 (662 amino acids)
Biological process (GO): calcium ion import across plasma membrane
Molecular function (GO): calcium channel activity
Source: RefSeq, a predicted model, not a curated record
CUUUCCUGACAGCCCGAGUACUACCACGCCCCGCCAAACCUUCUUUAUCCUUGGACGUCCUGACCUACAUCGUCCUUUGCCCGCAUCGCUCUCUUCACACGUGCGAUCGCCUGACGCUCGUUUCCCUCCCAGCGCACCCACUGCGCCCACCACCCACUCAUGCGGCCCCGGUUCUAUCGAUAACGCAGCGGAGAGGGCAAUGCAACGCCCCAAGCUUUCACCUUUGCAGUCGAGACUGCUCGCAUACCUCGUCGCUAGUAGCGCCUGUAUCGCACUAUGGACGCCUUCGCUACCUCUUGUCCACGCCGCCGAAGUUCUUGCGACGCCCGAUCACGACGCCUUUGACAGCCUCGCGCUGCACGCCUUCACCAGCGAAGAUACGCCAUCCAUUGAAGAUGGGGGGUACGAUCGAGCAGAGAGCGAUGGCUACGAGCCGGAGUUCAGCUAUCUCGACCGGAGCCUGAUUGGACGGCAGACAGAAGCGCCAGAAUCGCUCACCAACAACGAGAAGACUGAAAAGGACAUCGACCCGGAACAGACAAUACACUUCGUGUUCGAGAAGGGUCAAUUGCGCCUGAGGAGUGUGCUUGAUGUUCCCUUGGAUGCUCUGGAAGCACGGGGAGCAGAUAACGUCUCUAACGAAGCUGGCUUGGAAGAUGCAAAAGUCCCUGGAAAGAAGGGUGACAUCGGGGACGAUGAGAUGGGAGAGCUGGCAAAGCGACAGGCCGGCAGUAGUCGCGUCUGGAUAACGGCCAACACUUGCCGCCAGCCUAUGCCGAACGGAGACGCGAAGGAGGCAAGGAAGAACCACCCGCAGCUGGUCAUGUACGUUUCCACGUCACCGCGCAACAAGCAGCCAGGCCCAGAUGCGACGCAAGAUACCCUCACCAACAUUACGGGCGUGCUCUUCGAUGGUGGCUACGCCAGCUUCGAGCUCAACACCACCUCGGACGUAUACAUCGGCAUCGGAGCGCCCAAGCUCGAGGAAGAUUGGUUUGGGAGCUGGCACUUUGAACUCGCCGCAAGCACAGACGGACCUUACCAUAGCUACGACGACGAGACACCUUUCCUCUACAUGGUCGACACAGAUAGCGAAUCGACGUUGUUCAUAACAUACGACAUGGGCGACUCCAACGAUACUACGGAGGUCGAUAGAUGGAGGGAGCAGAACCCCUUUCAUAUGUACGCCUUCCCGGACGGCGAAUGGACUCCAGUCACAGGGCUAGAACGCUCAUACUGCGCGCUCAAGGAGCAAUUCAACGUGAACGCGACAAGGAACUUCACCAUCGACUCAAGCAUCACGACCAAGUUCAGGAAGAUUAGCGGGGACGACAACAUGCCCAAGACUCAGUUCCACGUAAGGAAUCUGCAGACCGCGAAGACAUACAAUGGGUUUGUGGUCAUCGAGGGAAGCCAACAGCCUCUCACCAUUCCUGGCACGGGCACGACAAGAGGCGGAGGCAGGGUCUUUCAGGCUUUCAACUGGACUACCAAAGCCGAUGACUCCUGCCAGGUGCUUUUCGAUCUCGAAUUCUGCGACAUGGUCGCCUACGCCGUUCCCUCCAACACGAACUUCAAGCUCAACGACUCCGCUCUCGCCGAAAUCUAUGAGAACAAAGCCCGCGAAUACUACGACAGCUUCAACAAGUCUUUGGCGCAGGUGGCUUGCGAUACAGUCUCGGAAGCGCAGUACUCACUAGCUGUAACGUGUGACGACUGCGCGAGGAACUACAAGAAUUGGCUGUGCAUGGUCCAGAUGCCUCGGUGCGAAGACUGGACCGCGUCCGACUCUUCUCUCGUACCGCGCAACAUCAAGACGCCCUUUGCCAACGGCUCCCUCCCUGAUAUGAUACCUGGUUUCAAUGACAGCGCUGCCUUUAGCCGAUCCCGCAACCCAAUCAUCGACGAGGACAUCAGCCCUGGCCCAUACAAAGAGCUGAAGCCUUGCGAGGACAUGUGCUUUGAUAUUGUGCGCAGCUGCCCGGCGCAGCUUGGCUUUGCAUGCCCGAAUGGCGCGCAGAGGGAUAGCAUGUAUGGGAGGAGAGACGAGAACCCGGACAGACUGACGUGCAACUUCCCUGGCGCAGUGGUGAAAUUGAAUGCAAAGGGUGGCGCAGGUAUGCUGGGUGUGCAUCUACCCGCCAUUGCAACUGUCAUUGUAUUGGCCACAGCGAUGCUAUGGGUCUAAGACACACGGUUUCGUCACGCCGUCUCCUUAUAGACAUGUAUUUCUAGU